AACAUAGAUACUUUCUCUAACACAUUUGAUAGAGCUACAUUGCAACAAGAAGGAGUCAGAAUACGACUAAUGGAGUCGAAUCGCAAACGCAGAGGUUUCAUGAAGGGCAAGUUGAUGCCGUUCUACCGAGCUGCAAAACCUAAUUCGACAACAAGUAUGCAAUAUAGUAGCAUGGCCAUGGCCAGCAGCAAGGUUAAGCCGAGCCAGGCCACUCCUUCGCCAGCUUACUCUGGGUUUAUGGUCCACGGCCAGGAUUAUGUGAUUGCAGCAGCUCAGCCUAAGCAGAAGGUUUCAUUUAUUGUUCCGUCAGACGCUACAGAUCAUCAUACCAAAAACAGCCUCAUUAAGCAGCAGUUUGAUCACUACGGCGCAGGUGACGAGAGUGUCGAUAUGAAGGCUGCCAGCUAUAUUUCCUCGGUUCAAGAACGUUUCAAGCUCGAACGGAUCAACUCUUGAUCACAAGGAGGAAUAAUCAAGAAGUUUCCAAUACCCGUACGAUCCCUCACGCAAUAUGUAUAAUUACCAUAUGUUCGAUCUCGUAAUAAAAUCUAUAAACAUGAUUUAUUAUUUGUGUCGAGAGAUCGAAUCAAGACCGUAUGUACGUGCUUUUCAUUUGUUUAAAUAUAUGUGUAUCACUAUAUUUAAAAGCUA
Messenger RNA from Malus domestica (apple), 651 nucleotides. RefSeq lists its product as uncharacterized. NCBI's taxonomy places the organism in Eukaryota, Viridiplantae, Streptophyta, Magnoliopsida, Rosales, Rosaceae. The record is from RefSeq and is a predicted model, not a curated record.